GAUCGUGAUGGUCGCAGUUCUUGCCAUCGUGGUGAUGACCAUGGCCUACAGGGUUGCAAUCCUUUUGGCCAAGUGCACCGACGAGGGAGAGUGGUGGAAGUCGAUCAGAGUCCAGCGGAAGAAUGCGGAGGAGAUGCAGAUAGAAGCUGGUGCGAUCACUGCGGGCUUCCUCAUUGUCCAAUGCAUCUGCUAUUACCUGUCAGUUGAGGAAGACACUUACCACCGCUUCAUGCCCAUUCUGCACGGGGAACCUGGGCAUCACGUCGAUCACUGUGUCUCGAUCCUAAUCGGAAUUGCAGUGGUGCUCCUUAUCGCCUCAGCGGUUUGGGCGGUUUGGGCCCGGCCCACUGGGAAUGAGAAGCCUUGCGUCGGCAGCUUCCUCUACGAGUACUUUGGGGCGCUUGGGGCUGUGACGGCCUGCUGGUGCCUCCAAAGAGCUGGUCACAUCUACUUGCAUGGAAUCUUCAUCAAAGAUAAUUCCCCGGAAAUGGCUUCGAGCAGAAGUAUCAUCGUCAAUGCUUUUGUUAUGUCCCUCUUAGCCGUGAUCUGCGUCAUCGG
This is a messenger RNA of Symbiodinium sp. CCMP2592, 558 nucleotides long. Lineage: Eukaryota; Dinophyceae; Suessiales; Symbiodiniaceae. The record is from the annotation of a GenBank genome assembly.